This is a messenger RNA of Eleginops maclovinus (Patagonian blennie), 1583 nucleotides long. RefSeq names its product transmembrane protein 200C, genome duplicate a (gene tmem200ca). The transcript has 5 exons. NCBI's taxonomy places the organism in Eukaryota, Metazoa, Chordata, Actinopteri, Perciformes, Eleginopidae. Bases 294 to 1583 code for a protein of 429 amino acids. The record is from RefSeq and is a predicted model, not a curated record.
GACAGAGGGACAAGUAAGAAGUGAUAUUGAUAAUAAAAAAUGAACUAUUAUUUAUGUUUCAUACGACUGUAUUUGAUCUGUUGAUGCAGAGUCAGUGGGAGGAUCAUCACUGCAGAGAGGAAGGAGGGGGGAGAGAGAGAGAGGAAACACCGGAGCAGCAGGACGAUGUUGAAGAUGACGAUGAUGAAGAUGAAGGAGAAACAUGCAGCGAGCGGAGAACUGAGGGAAGUUGGUGGCUGAUUCCAGCUGACGUGACUUAGCCGCCAGAGCUACCGUCUGAUUGGUGCGUGGUGAUGAUCGCCACCGGUGGCCUCCUGCGGAUCAACGCCCGGAGACAGGACUCACUUAGAUCCAAAUCACACAAAGCACCGACUCACAAGAAGAAGAAGAAGAGGAGGAACGAGGUGGUGGUGGUGAAGGGGAAGCUGAAGCUGUUUUCUGUCUCGGGGCUCGUGGCAGCGCUUGGCAUCAUGGUCCUGCUGGUGGGCGUCGUCAUGGCAGCUCUUGGAUACUGGCCUCGAGAAGGACUGUUCUUCAGUGCUCAGCCACAGGAGGGCGCUGCCAUGGCCUCCGUUUCCUCCAACAGCCCAUCACCUGCAGCUGCUGACGGACAGGGCGGAGAGGUUCGCAAGGAACUCCAAGAAGAUAAAGCAGACAAUGAAGAGGAAACAGGAAAUCAUGAUGGGUUCAACCUGACAGAAACCACCAACAGGACCACCAGACAGCCCUACCGAGGCUUUCUGGAGGAAUUCCUACACAGGUAUCUCUAUUCUGAUAGGCUGAAGGUCUUUGGUCCUCUCAUCAUGGGCAUCGGGAUCUUCCUUUUCAUCUGUGCAAACGCCGUCCUGCACGAGAAUCGUGACAAGAAGACGAAGGUGAUCAACCUGCGGGACAUUUACUCCACGGUCAUCGACCUGCACAGCCUCCGCAAACCCAAUGCCUCGUCCUCUGCCGGUAACCCUCUCAACGGACUCGUCAACUACGUCCAGUCAAAGAGCCUGGAGACCAAACCAAGGGCUUACCCCGCCUCGCUGAGCAGGAGGGAGGGCGGGGGGGGAGGAGGAGGAGGAGGAGGGGAUGUGCAACUGCUGCCCAGCUCCAAAGGGGGAGGUGAUGGAUUUCAGGAUAAUGGUGGAGGCGAUAAAGGAGAGCCUGUGUUCAGUAUCUUCCAGGAUCAGCCAGCCUCUCCCCCUCUCCCCCGAAUCUCCCAUAGGCUCUCCCUCCCCCCCAGCUUCAGCCCCCCCCAACUCUCCCUGCAGAAGGAGGUGCUCACUUCCUCCACCCUGCCCCUGCGACGUCCCCGGCCCGACUCCCCCUGCAGGAGGCACUUCGAUCAGGGGGGGGGUAAGAGGGAGGACCUGAGGAGUGAGGGGGAGGUUAAUGCAUUCCCCCCCCCUCCUGCUCCCCAGGACUCAUCAGCAGCUUGCUGCAGUUCCUCAAGUGUUCAAAGGGAAGUGCCAUCAGGAUCCCUGUCCCACUUCCUCUCCUCCUCCUCCCUGUCUCACCUCCUUUCCUCCUCCCAAACUCCUCUGCCCCUCUGCAGGAGGCGGAGCCUGCCGAGCGGGGCGGUUACAUUAAACUGA